Messenger RNA from Diabrotica virgifera virgifera (western corn rootworm), 843 nucleotides. RefSeq names its product uridine diphosphate glucose pyrophosphatase NUDT14. Gene Ontology annotation, molecular function: metal ion binding; UDP-sugar diphosphatase activity. The transcript has 2 exons. Bases 185 to 820 code for a protein of 211 amino acids. NCBI's taxonomy places the organism in Eukaryota, Metazoa, Arthropoda, Insecta, Coleoptera, Chrysomelidae. The record is from RefSeq and is a predicted model, not a curated record. Gene Ontology annotation, biological process: ribose phosphate metabolic process; nucleoside phosphate metabolic process.
UUUAAGCAAUUUUUGUUUUCAAAACAAAACAAGGGAGAUAUAAAAUUGUAUUACGAUUACGAUAUUACGAUGUUUGCAUCAUUAAUUAAGUUCAAAGCCAAUAUCAAACACCUGUCUACGUGUGCAAAAGUUUCUUUUGCAAUAUUUGUAUUGGCAUACUUUCAGAUAACAGAUAAAUUUUAAAAUGGAAAAAAUUAGUGAGGUGUUCCUAACAGAAUAUAUUCCUACGAUUUAUACGUUUCCUAGAACAAUACAGUAUUUACAAAAAGGAAAAGAGAAAAGUUGUGAUGUUCUUGCUGAAAGAGAUGGUGUAAUCAUUAUUGUAUAUAAUAGCACAAGGGAUGUUUUGGUGCUUGUUAAACAGUUCAGAGCUUCAGCUUAUAUUCAAAGGGUAUCUGAGGAAGACAGAAACAAGUUAGUAGACACCCAAAAAUAUCCGGCUCAAUUAGGCAUAACCUUAGAAUUCUGCGCAGGGUUAGUAGACAAGAGCAUCCCUUCUGAAGAAAUAGCCAAAGAAGAAAUUUUCGAAGAAUGUGGUUAUGAAGUUAGUAUAGAUCAACUUGAAAAAAUUGGUGUCAUAAGAAACUUAUCCGUGACAACAGGAGCAAAUUUAACAUUUUAUUAUUGUGAAGUUACUGAUGGUAUGAGACGAGGACAAGGAGGAGGUGUUGAAGGAGAGAAUCUAGAAGUUAUUGAAAUGCCUGUUGAGGAUGUCAUCAAAUAUGCCAAUAAUCCUGAUUAUGUGAAUUCUCCUAUAAAUUUUAUGUAUGGAUUGUACUGGUUUUUGUAUAAUAAGUAUAGUAUGAAAAAGAAAUGUUAAUACAGGAAAAGUUUAACGUUUUA